GAUUGGAGCAGCUGUGACGUCACGAGAUCAGAUGAAGAACAACAACAAAACGAGAAAGAGAGAGAGACGUCAUCAAGAGAGAAGGAUUAUGGCUAUAUAUUCGCUGUGUUCUGAUGGAAAGUGAAUUAGCUGGCGUGUUGGUCAAAUGAUUCCCCAAUCACCGUAGUAGGGAAUGAACUUAAUUAAAGCUAUAUCACCUUGAAGGAUAUAGAAAAUUGAAGGAUGGAGAAGAGUGGGAAGAGUUCAGCGUAAGGGUGUGACCAUGGAGGCUGCCAAGGCUUCUCCUGAUGAGCCAGAUGGUGUGAGGUUCACCAGCCAGCAGCAAGUGGUACAGCUGUGGACAUACCAGUAUGCCCUGCGCUUAAGGCAUCUCUCACAGGUGGUGGGCAGGAACUUGCGAGGCCAUGGCACUUAUCCUGCACCAAAUCCUGAUUGUCCCCUUCCUUCAAAAUCCCCACGACCCUUAGCUACCCAUGGGUACUACUAUACAAUUCAUACACCAAAGAACAAAGAUGAAAUCUAUUCUAGUGAACUUCAGAGCACAUGUAAUCCCAACUGGGUAGAAUUACAGCAGGAGAACAUCAGUCCAAUAAAUCUGAGAUCUUUAAAAGGCAUUAUCAUUAAGUUGGUUCAAGCCGGAGACAGAGAAAGAGAAAGCUCAACUGGUGACGUCGUGGUCUUGCCUUAUGACCAUUAA
Penaeus vannamei (Pacific white shrimp) is the source of this 697-nucleotide messenger RNA. NCBI's taxonomy places the organism in Eukaryota, Metazoa, Arthropoda, Malacostraca, Decapoda, Penaeidae. The record is from RefSeq and is a predicted model, not a curated record.